Molecule: messenger RNA, 1618 nt
Organism: Sebastes umbrosus (honeycomb rockfish)
Lineage: Eukaryota; Metazoa; Chordata; Actinopteri; Perciformes; Sebastidae
Gene: sting1
Product: stimulator of interferon response cGAMP interactor 1
Exons: 7
Coding region: 284-1516 (410 amino acids)
Biological process (GO): autophagosome assembly; defense response to virus; positive regulation of type I interferon production
Cellular component (GO): autophagosome; endoplasmic reticulum membrane
Molecular function (GO): 2',3'-cyclic GMP-AMP binding; cyclic-di-GMP binding
Source: RefSeq, a predicted model, not a curated record
CUGCUACAUUUCUGCAUCUAUUGUGAAAUAAUUGACAACAGGAAGCAAACUUGACUCAAAAAUCUGUAUAGUUAUAAUGAAACUUCCUCUUUCAUGAGCCUUUCCUUAAUCUCUGUGCCCUCCCACUCCCUCUCUUCACCGUGAUCCUCUGGAAUACAGAUGGGAGGACAUUUAUCGGUAAUCGAAAGUGAAAGUGUUGGAUGAUGACUGAAGAGGCAGAGAGAGAGGAGCGGCAGAAGACAAAGGACAUCUCGGUAGUCAGGAUCACAGCAAACACAACGAGAUGCAGUGCCUCCAGGAUCAGGACGCUCUAAUCCCUCGGCCUCGCGGGACGUUGCCGAAGGUGUGUGCCGCGGCGCUGGCUGCCAACACAAUAGGAGUCGUAGUGUUCCUGUCUCCUGAAAGGUUAUUUGGAUGGGUUGCCGUGGUAAUUCUCAUCCUGACCCUUGGUCCCCUGCUACACGGGCUGUGUCUGCUAGCAGAGGAGAUGCUUCACCAUUCAAAUACGAGGUAUCGAGGCCGGGGGCUGCUGAGCCACGUACUGCCGGCCUGUGGUUUGGGGGGAAAGACCCUGCUGGCCGUGGCGCUGGCAGGCCUCAUGCUCUACCUGGCCGGAGAUCCUCUGUCACACAAAGGCCAAUGCUGGGAACUCCUCUUCCUGGCCUCGGCCCUUUACGCACUGUUGAAAAGCCUGGGAGUCCUGGGUCCGUCGGAGGUGGAGGUGUCAGAUAUCUGCGAGGGGAGGAAGAUGAACGUGGCCCACGGCCUGGCCUGGUCCUUCUAUAUUGGCUACCUGCGUCUGGUGCUGCCACGUUUGAAGGACUCCAUCGCAGCGUUUCGUGCCACCCAUCAGGCCAGCAGCUCCUUCUCGGGUCGUGGCUCCAGGAAGCUCCUCAUCCUCAUACCUCUCAACGCCAACAUUUCUCACAAGCUGGAGGACGGGGACGACAACAUCCAUUUCUACGACAACCUGCCCAACAAUGAGAUCGACAGGGCCGGAGUCCGGGGGCGGGUCUACAAGCACAGCGUCUACAGAGUAUUGGGCGAGCAUGGGAAGGGCCAUGAAUGUGUGGUGGAGUAUGCGACGCCCCUGCUGACGCUGUACAGCAUGUCCCAGGAGAGCAGCGCUGGUUUCGGGGAGCCGGAGCGCAGACAGCAGGUGCUGCUCUUCUACAGGACCCUGCAGGACAUCCUGGAGCACUCGCUGGAGUGUCGCAACCGCUACACACUCGUCCUGCUCAAUGAUGAGCACGAGGACGACCCUCACUUCCUGUCCAAAGCUAUCCUCAGACACCUGCAGCAGCAGGAGAGAGAGGAGUACUGCCUCACCCCACCCCCUCAACAGGAGAUGGUGCACCCGUUGUCGAAGGCCCCGCCAAGUGCUCCGCCUAUAAACGCCGUCUGGCACAGUCCUGAGCUAAUGAGCAGGGAGCCUACGCUCAUGUUCAGCCUGGAGGAACCUCAGCCUCUGAAGGAACCCAUUGAGGACACCGACGAUUAUCAAGAAGCCUCAUAAACACAUGUUUAGGAACAUAAAUACACACACACACACCUUUAUGCUAUAUUCUUAUUAUAAACUAAGCUGACACAUUAGCGAUUAAAAUAAUGUAGUCCACCU